Xyrauchen texanus (razorback sucker) is the source of this 2105-nucleotide messenger RNA. Its product is annotated as putative adenosylhomocysteinase 3. Lineage: Eukaryota; Metazoa; Chordata; Actinopteri; Cypriniformes; Catostomidae. Gene Ontology annotation, biological process: L-methionine cycle. Gene Ontology annotation, cellular component: cytosol. The record is from RefSeq and is a predicted model, not a curated record. Bases 165 to 1712 code for a protein of 515 amino acids. The transcript is spliced from 17 exons.
AAGGUUUCGGUCCCAUAGUGUAGGAUUUCAUCUGAAAGUGGAUCCAUAUGUUUCUCUAGCCUGAUCACUUCACAUAAUAACACAACAAUUAUUGUUGUUGUUCAGCCCUUUAAAUGCUCUUGUGGGUUUUAUUCUACGCAUAGUGGAUCAGUGGAUCAGACACCAUGAGGAAAGUCUAUAACCUGGUCAGUCUCACUAAAAACAGGGAACCAACAGAUGCUGUGUUAUCUCUUAACGUUAAGCAAAUCCAGUAUCCAGGGCAGGCGCGAGAAUUCGACAGUCGAUUUACCAAGAUGGGUCGCCGCUCUCUGUCCCACUCCAUUUCUCAUUCUUCUGACAGCAACAGCUCAGGGGGUUCAGAUGCAGAAACUGGAGAUGAUGAGGUCUCUCCCAGAUACAGGGAGCAGAUUAACUCUAAAGGAAAUAGAGAUUUCUGCAUCGAAACCAUCAAGCUGGCCGAUUUUGGCCAUCGAGAGAUAGAGCUUGCAGAGGAAGAAAUGACUGCAUUGAUGGCCUUAAGAAAAGCAGCCCAGGUAGAAAAGCCACUUGCAGGGGCUAAAAUAGUCUGCUGUACCCACGUCACUGCCCAGACAGCUGUGCUUUUCAAGACCCUGACAGUGUUAGGCGCUCAGUGCAGGUGGGCAGCCUGCAAUAUUUACUCCACCCAGAAUGCAGUGGCAGCUGCUUUGGCAGAACAAGAUUUCCCAGUGUUUGCAUGGCGAGGGGAAUCUGAAGAUGACUUCUGGUGGUGUAUUGAUCGCUGUGUAAAUCUUGAGGGCUGGGAGCCAAACAUGAUCCUUGAUGAUGGUGGAGAUAUGACACAUUGGAUAUACAAGAAAUACCCUCACCUCUUCAAGAAAGUCAAGGGUGUUGUUGAAGAGAGUAUUACUGGCAUUCACAGGCUUCAUCACCUGUCUAAAGUGGGAAAACUCUGUGUGCCAGCCAUAAAUGUCAAUGACUCUGUUACAAAACAGAAGUUUGACAACCUCUACUGCUGCAGGGAGUCCAUUCUGGACAGUCUUAAAAAGACCACUGACGUAAUGUUUGGGGGAAAACAGGUUGCUGUAUGUGGAUACGGAGAGGUUGGAAAAGGUUGCUGUGCAGCUUUGAAAGCAUUGGGUUCUGUUGUGUAUGUAACAGAGAUUGAUCCUAUCUGUGCUCUACAGGCAUGCAUGGAUGGCUUUCGAUUGACCAGACUAGGGGAUGUCAUAAAACAAGUGGACAUUGUUAUCACCUGCACAGGUAACAAAAAUGUUGUUGUGAGGGAACACAUGGAUCAAAUGAAGAAUGGGUGCCUUGUCUGUAACAUGGGACGAUCCAAUACAGAAAUCGAUGUGGUAAGCCUGAGAACGCCAGAAUUGGCAUGGCAGCAUGUGAGACCACAAUUGGAUCACAUUAUAUGGCCUGAUGGCAAGAGAAUGGUGCUCAUAGCAGAGGGUCGUGUUCUUAAUCUGAGCUGUUCCACUGUACCUAUAUAUGUGCUUUCCAUCACAGCCACCACACAGGCUUUGGCUUUGAUUGAGCUCUUCAAUGCUCCUGAGGGCCGUUACAAACAAGAUGUCUACCUUCUUCCCAAGAAACUAGAUGAGUAUGUUGCAUGCCUGCACCUUCAGACCUUCGAUGCACACUUGACUGAGCUCACUAAUGAUCAAGCAAAAUACCUGGGUUUGAGCAAAUACGGCCCCUUCAAGCAGAGUUCCUACAGGUAUUAAAUAGGUAGAGAUCACAAAGAAACCUCAACAUUACUCAAAGUCAUAUUUAUCAAAACGAUGGAUCUAAACUAAGGGAACUUCCUAGUGGCUGGUUGAGGACUUGAGUCACCUCGCUUUUCUACUUCACGUGAUAUUACAGGCUUUUACAUUAGGGUUUAGAGUGCACAAAUCUAAAGUGGACUAUAGCAUCAACUUUAUUGCCAUUUUUCUAUUUUUGCUUGCUAUUUUGACAUUUUCCUUUCUAAUGCACACAACAUAUAUUUUUGCCUGCCAAGUCUAAUGAUAAUUUGAAGAGGAAGAAAAAUGCAACAAGUGAAUAGAUAAUAUAUUGUACUGUAUGGUAUUUACCUUCGGCAUGUUUCUCUAAUAAAGAAAGCCAGAAAAUCCAAUGCA